AUGGCUUUGUCAAUGACUGCAUGGGCAAGAGAAAUUACGGGUGACAAGACAGGCAGAACAAUCAAAACUCUGCCUCUGUGUGCUUACACUGACAGCAAAGGCAUAGAACGAUUGGCGACAUUCUCUGCACUGUCGAAUUAUGUUAUCAUAGAGAGGAUAUAUGCCGUUCGACUCGCGUCAUCUGGAUGUAUAUUUAAUGCAGAACAGAAUUUCGUAGAAUGCACAGAGUGUGGAAAAAUAACUGCGUUAGCAAAGGUUUGGGCGAUCACGACCCUUUUCGACGUUAGGGCCUUUCAUACAUGCAGGCCAAUGUGUUGUGGAUUAUCUGCCUACAACAUGAAACAGGAGAGGGAAGAACGAGAAAGAAUCCGCAACGACCAGCUGAGCUAUUCUGAACUUGUUGAGAGAUAUGGCAUUGUGCCUCGACAGUAAGCGAGAGACAAUUGGUAUAACUAAUUUGUUGAGGUCAGAGUGUGUUGGGUAAAAGCCCAACCAUUUGUUUACAGGUCAUAAUAAGUUUACCAAGCUAUAUUAUUUAUGAGUGAUGUACAAACAUUAACUAAACUCGGAAUAUUCUUGAUUUUCAUUUUUUUUUAUCAUUGUAGAAGUGGUGAUGAGGUUGUUCUUUACAACCCAAAUUUACA
This is a messenger RNA of Magallana angulata, 644 nucleotides long. RefSeq lists its product as uncharacterized. NCBI's taxonomy places the organism in Eukaryota, Metazoa, Mollusca, Bivalvia, Ostreida, Ostreidae. The transcript has 4 exons. The record is from RefSeq and is a predicted model, not a curated record. The coding region runs from base 1 to 432 and encodes 143 amino acids.